Messenger RNA from Lagopus muta (rock ptarmigan), 5596 nucleotides. RefSeq names its product lysozyme g-like. Bases 1226 to 1792 code for a protein of 188 amino acids. Gene Ontology annotation, cellular component: extracellular region. Gene Ontology annotation, biological process: defense response to Gram-positive bacterium; peptidoglycan catabolic process. The transcript is spliced from 5 exons. NCBI's taxonomy places the organism in Eukaryota, Metazoa, Chordata, Aves, Galliformes, Phasianidae. Gene Ontology annotation, molecular function: lysozyme activity. The record is from RefSeq and is a predicted model, not a curated record.
CCAGACUAAACAAUUCUAUUUCCUUCAGCUGCUCCACACGCUUUGUUUUCUAGAGCCUUUACCAGCUUCAUUGCUCUUCUCUGAACAUAUUCCAGCAACUCAAUGCCUUUCUUGUAGUAAGAAGUCCAAAAAUGAGCACAGUAUUAGAGAUGUUACAUGUGAGAUUCUGUGGAUCCCCCCUGCCUCAGUUACUAUGACACAGAAGUAAUGCAGUACAUCUUUUUCUAUUUUCCCCCAUCAAUAACAGAAUAGCAGCACAAGCCAUUCAGAGUUUACACUAAAUCAUCUUUAGUGAGAUUCUCAAUUUUCAGUAUUUGUCAUUUCUGUAUGAGUAUAUGUGCUCUAUAUUGCUGCUUGUCUAAAAUAUUUCAGUGUGUUUCAGCUUCCUUCAACUUUCCUCAUAACCAUAAACAUGACAAGCUCCAUGUAGGGACUGUGGAAUUUUUCCAUCUGGUUCUUGACUUACAGUAGAAUCAUAGAAUCUUUAAGAUUGGAAAAGACUACUAAAAUAAGUCCAAUGAUCAAUCAUCUAGUCCAAGUAUCAACUUGAGGUAUCAGUAACAAUAUAUGCAAAGGUUACAGAAUCAAAUCAAAUCUUUCAAGACAAUGACACAGAAUCAGUUCCCUAGCUUACUUUGUGAAGAGCUGAUCAAAGGGUGGAACAGCAUUUCAGCCCCACGAAAUGAACACGGGCAGAGGUGCAGAUGAAGAGUGAUGGGGAGAUCUGCCAUCCAGUGGUUUCUUUCUUACUCCCAAACAGUUGCCAUGGUUCUGCUGCAUGCUACGUGGUUACCUGGGUCUGUGUUUGAGUGGGAAUAAAGCCAGGAAACUCACUCACUCUGCACACCCACAUUUUCAGCAGUGGCAGCUCUGUUAUAUGGUAGUGCUGCUGGGUCUUUGCCUACAAUAACUUCACAAAUCCAAAAGCUCAGAUUCCUCCUUCUGCGCUUGUCAUCAUUCCAGAAACUGGAGUUGUUUUCAGGUAAGGCUCCUCCUACUUCCAGUCAGCAUCCAACUUUUGAACUCAAUUAUGUGUUAUUUCCUUUUUCAAAUGGUAGCUGAAACAGAAACCCUGCUGCAUUUGGGUGGAGGCUGCUGGACACUGCCCUUCUCCCAUAAAAGCCCUGCCAUGAAGGAAGUGCUGAGGCAGCUGUGCCCACAACUAUAACAUACACACAGCUCAAGCAAAUGCCCAGAGACGGUGGGGAGCCAUCCUGCAGCAAACAUGUCAGGCUGUUCUAAUUUCUAUGGGAACAUAGCAAAUGUUGAAACAACUGGUGCAUCAGAGAGAACUGCGAAGCCGGAAGGUCUGGACUAUGCAGGAGUUGCUGCUUCAGAGAAGAUUGCUGAAAGAGAUUUGAAGAAUAUGGACAAAUAUAAAGAAACUAUUAUAAAAGUGGCCAACAACAAGUGCAUUUCACCAUCUGUGGUUGCUGCUGUUAUCUCUCGAGAAUCACAUGCUGGGACAGCACUGAAGGAUGGCUGGGGUGACCAUGGAAAUGCAUUUGGUUUAAUGCAGGUUGACAAACGGUACCAUCAGAUUCAUGGGGCAUGGAACAGUGAAGAGCAUAUAAAACAAGGCACAGACAUUUUGUGUCAGUCAAUAAAUGAUAUUCAGAAAAAAUUCCCAACAUGGAGUAAGGAACAGCAGCUCAAAGGUGGGAUUUCAGCCUAUAACGCAGGAACAAGAAAUGUCCAGACCUAUGAAGGAAUGGAUGUUGGCACAACACACGACGACUAUGCAAACGAUGUGGUUGCAAGAGCCAAGUUCUUUCAGAGACACGGAUACUGAGAAAGAUAUUUGAGUAAUUAUACAAUACCUUAUGGUAAAUGCUUUUACAUUACCAAAAUUGCAAAUUGUUAGUCAGUAGGUGAUUUUGUUGCCUAUUUUGUACUGCUGUUAGACACGCAUACUGAUCAAUAAAAUCCAAAGCUGCUCCUGUUAAACAGCAUUAUGACUCCUUCCUGCAGCAUUAAUUUGCUACCUGAGAAAUUACAAGAGAUGAAGACUGCUUGAAUCUUUUCUGAAGUGAAAAAAAAAAACCAAUGGCAAAAGAUAGGUUACAGUUUGGAUCAUUAGCUACCUUUUAUUCUUUUUCACCUUAGCAGAGCCAAUCAUUGCAGGCAAACACCAGUUCUUGCAAUAUACUGUAUACUUACAUGUAUACAAAAGUACUGUAUACUUUUAGUCUGCUACAAGAGUGUAUCUCAGUGUGUCACUCCCCCUUAGAUUUAUUGCUCUAUUAUCAAACACAUACUAAAGCAUUUGGAGAACCUUAGCUUCAGAGCUGUUGGUUUGAAUCAGCUAUUUCAAGACAAAGGGGAGAAAAGAAAGAAGUUUAGAGCAGCUAAAAGAAAAGCAGCAAGUGUAUCACUAGGAGCUACAAAAGAUAAUGAAUACUGUGGGGGUUUUUCAACCAUGCAUUUUUAUAGUUCUAUUACAGGCUUUUUAUAUUUGUCAUUUAAAAUAUCCUCAGCAAAAGAAUUUUUAAAAAUCUUCUUAAAAUAGUGCAUUUCUACAUAUGUAUGUUUCUGUAUUGGUACCAGACACUGCACCAAAGAUAUGUUUGAUUCAUUUGAAUAUAUUUCAAGUUCUAUGGCAAGCAGACAUAGCAAAUCAAUCCUGUCCAACAAGCAAGCCUAACACAAGCUAGCAAUGUGCCCAAGUAGCCAAGGAGGCUCAAGACACCCUGGACUGUAUGAACAAAAGCGCAGCUCUGCUGAAGGAAGAGAUUACUUGCAUCUGCUGAGCACUUUCCAGUUCACUUCUAGAACAGAGCCAUUUUGGGCAAAGGGAAGACAAAUUAAGUAGAGUGAGGUUGGCAGCAGAGAGCCCCCAGGGCGCAUGGGGCUGGAGGACUUGUCUCAUGAGGCAGGACAGCUUUGGGAGGGAAUGCCUCGUAUCUGGGAGGGAUAAUGGAGGGGAUGGAGCCAAGCUUCUCACAGUGGUGGAAGGUGGGAGGAUAAAUGACAACAGGCAUGAGCUGAAAGAGAGGCUCACACAGGGUAAGACUGUAUUCUGCAUCUACAUCUUUCCCCCCAUGAGCAUAGCUGAGCUGUAGAGCAGGACACUGGACCAAAGACCUGCAAGGUACCUUCCAACCUGAAUUUUUCUCCCAUCUUAAGUCAGCUUCUUUGUUCCCUAUUCAAAAAGCCUGUAUCUCUUACCUGUGCUUCAGGAGGAUUUACAUGGGGACUAUGUUAAUACACAGUAGGUUUUUGCACUUUGUUCGGCUCAGGUUUUACACCUGAGGAUAAACCUUUAGAGAACUUAUGUUUACACACAGAAAACCUGGGAAAUUCUCACUGCAAGCUGUUGUGACCUUAAAGCAGAUAGUAUUUCAGAAACAACCAAACUGACACAUACGUUAAAGAUCUUAAGAAAAUGUAAUUUCUUUUCUUAUGAAAACUGACAGUCUGUCAAUGGCAUACAUUUCUUGUAGCUAAACCUUACCCAUAAAGAACAGGAACUGUCCAAAAUGUUUUCCAUUCUCUGCACUUGGGAAGCAGGGACUAGCUCUGCUCUAUCACAGGCAGUUUAUCAAAUACAUAAGCUGUGCACAGUACUAAGCAAGCCUGGUCAUUAAUACAUCUUUUUCAGUUUACAUUUCAGUACUUUUGAAGGUUGCAGUGUCUGUACAGUGAAUUGAGAGAUCUGUAUAGUAACGGAGAGAGAUCCUGUGUUUGUAUAUGUUGUGUAAAACAAAACUGGCAGUGCACCCUCUGUUGGAGAUUCACCAGGCUGUACUGCUGCAGACAUCCCAAACACACUUGCUAAGACUUUAGAAUCCCUGGCUUUGUCAGUUUAGGCUAUCAUUCCUAGAGCAGGCCUUGUAUCUGCUGUCCCUCAGCAACAAGGCGGAUGAACAACAUGUCCUUCAUAAGGGCUGAAAUUUCAGCUUUACCAAGCACCUCUCUGUGGGAAUGCAGAAACCACCAUACAGACUGCAGUUACACUACAGCACAAGAUGUUGUGCAGACACUGAAAUGAAGGACAGAGAACAAAAAAAAAAACAACACACAAUUUAUCUAUCUCAUUUUUUCCCUUGCUACUCUACAUCCUUCAGUCUUUUCUGUGUCCUGAUUGCAGCCUGUAGUUUGUUGAGAAACUGAGGUUUUUCAACUCAACCCAUGUCUGUCUUUGGCCUGUCUUCAGGAGCCAUCUCACCCUUCAAUGUACUACUAUAUCCUAUCCUUUGCCUCUUUUCUGCACACAGUAUAUCUAGCUGUUAUGUCCUUCUACUGAUAAUGUAUACUCCUUAGAACUUCUACAGGCUUUUACUCUUCCUUGCGAGCAUGCAGAAAGGAUAAACAUUCAUUUUCAGCCACUGUAUCCCUCUGAUCUUUCCACAACAUACAGUAAUUAAGAUUAGCUCCUCUACAAUGUCUCUAGUGUGGGAGAGGCUCACAGCACAAUAAACGAUGGAAUUUAUGCUUGCUGGAAUGAAAACUACUUUAUCACUUGAUAUAGCAGCAGCUUCCUAAUUUUAGCCACAAUUCUUAAAUAGUAAAUAAAAGCUGUCUUUAAAUCAUUGCACACAGUACUAUUUAAGACACUCCAGUGAAAGGUCUUAUUUUAUAUGCUUGGAGCUCUUAACUGCUAACUUGUAUCAAACAAAUACGCUUCAGGGUUUCCAGAUUUCUGUUAGCAUGUGAAAAGCAUUAACCUUCAUAAAGACUACAAAAAAAAAAAAGUGAAAAAAGUGAAAUCAAAAGAAAGCUGGCCAUUAGGGUGAGGAGGUGACUGUUCCCCUCUGCUCUCCAAUCAUGAGCCCCUCCUUCUACCCCCAGUCUGGGGCCUCUAGCACAAGAAGGAUGCGGAAGUGUUAGAGCAGGUCCAGAGGAAAGACACAAAGAUGAUUGUAGGGCUGGAGCACAUCUCCUAUGAAGAAAGGUUGAGGAAGUCGGGCUUGUUUAGCUUGGAGAAGAAAAAGCUCUGGAGCGUCAUCAUUGUGGCCUUCCAAUACUUAAAAGGCGAGAGACUUACUUUUUACAUGGUCUAAUAGUGAUAGGAGAAGGGGGAAUGGUUUUAAACUAAAAGAGGGGAGGUUUAAGUGGAUGUUAGGAAGUAAUUUCUUACUCAGACUGAUUAGGUCCUGGCACAGCUGCUCAGAGAAGCUGUGGUGCCCCAUCCCUAGAGGGGCUCAAGGUCAGGUUGGAUGGGAUCCUGGGCAGCCUGAACUGGUGGGGGGCAGCCCUGCCCAUGGUAGAGGUGGGGCUAGGUAGGCUGUGAGAUCCCUUCCAGCCCAAGCCAUUCUGUGAUUCUACAAUUCUAUUUUAAGAUACGGGACAGGCCAGAUGAAACUGCCUGCUAAGAAACAAACAUGAGAUUUGAAUAACAGAGGUAAGCCACUCAAAUGCCUGCAUCAAUAAAUUGAGCUCUGAACGGACAGUCAGUCAGCGCUCAGGUAACCCAUGAUCAAAAAAGCUUUUCAAUUCCUGUUCUUUUUUUAGUGUAGGAAAGGUGAAGUCAUGCACCCUCAUUGCAAACCUUUGCUGUUAGCUGCCAAAUACACUAUCAUUAGUUAGAUCUGUUCUAUGUACAUACCAGCUUCCAUUUCACACACAAGCUCUUAACUCAGGACUUAAAUUAUUU